Molecule: messenger RNA, 4154 nt
Organism: Tachysurus fulvidraco (yellow catfish)
Lineage: Eukaryota; Metazoa; Chordata; Actinopteri; Siluriformes; Bagridae
Gene: gbe1b
Product: glucan (1,4-alpha-), branching enzyme 1b
Exons: 16
Coding region: 18-2150 (710 amino acids)
Biological process (GO): glycogen biosynthetic process
Cellular component (GO): cytoplasm
Molecular function (GO): hydrolase activity, hydrolyzing O-glycosyl compounds; 1,4-alpha-glucan branching enzyme activity; cation binding
Source: RefSeq, a predicted model, not a curated record
CACUUGCUAAAUUCUAAAUGGUGUUCAACAGCUCCGCUGCUGAAUCACUCGGCUUUCGAUUGCUCACGCCUGAAGCGAACAUGGCAGAUACAGAAGCUCAGUUAUCUAUUCCCGAGUUCAGCACCCCUCUACAAAUGGACCCUUACCUCAAACCGUAUACAAAGGACUUUGAAAGGAGAUAUGGUUUGUUUCAGAAGCAGUUGAUGCUCCUGGAGGAGGCUGAAGGGGGCUUUGAUCAGUUCACACGUAGCUAUAAGACCUUCGGAGCACACCGCCUGCCGGACAACAGCCUCGUCUUUAAAGAGUGGGCUCCAGCUGCUGAGGCUCUGUUCCUCACUGGAGACUUCAAUGGCUGGGAUAAAUUUUCUCACCCAUAUAAAAAGCUAGAGUUUGGGAAAUGGGAGCUGCACAUACCACCCAAGGAGGACAAUUCACCAGCUGUUGCUCACAAUUCCAAGCUAAAGGUGGUGCUUCACACCAAAGAAGGAGAGCGACUGUAUCGAAUUUCACCUUGGGCAUCGUAUGUUACCCAAGCUAGCACAUCAGUUGUGUAUGACUGGGUGUUCUGGGAUUCACCUCAUCCUUAUGUGCAUAAACAUCCCCGACCACGGAAGCCUCGCAGUUUACGGAUAUACGAGUCACACGUUGGCAUCGCAUCCCCAGAGGGCAAAGUGGCAUCCUACAGCAACUUCACACACAAUGUGCUGCCUCAAAUAAAAGACCUUGGUUACAACUGUAUUCAGAUGAUGGCUAUCAUGGAACACGCCUAUUAUGCUAGCUUUGGUUACCAAGUCACAAGUUUCUUCGCAGCAUCUAGCCGGUUCGGCACUCCGGAUGAACUGAAGGAGCUCAUCGAUGUGGCUCACUCUAUGGGCAUCAUGGUGCUUUUAGACGUGGUGCACAGCCAUGCUUCCAAAAACACAGAGGAUGGUCUUAACCAUUUCGAUGGCUCUGAUUCAUGCUUCUUCCACAGUGGACAACGAGGGGAUCAUCCUCUUUGGGACAGCCGACUCUUCAACUACUCUAGCUGGGAGGUGCUGCGUUUUCUCUUGUCAAACCUGCGCUGGUGGAUGGAGGAGUACCGUUUUGAUGGAUUUAGGUUUGAUGGAAUUACCUCCAUGCUCUACCACCAUCAUGGUGUCGGUUCAGGAUUUUCAGGCUCAUAUUCAGAGUAUUUUGGGCUCCAAGUUGAUGAGGACUCACUAGUCUACCUCAUGCUAGCCAACCAUAUUCUACACACCCUGAAUGAAGACUGCAUAACUAUAGCUGAGGAUGUGUCCGGAAUGCCCAUGCUCUGUCGACCUGUUCAGGAGGGAGGCUGUGGCUUUGACUACAGGCUGGCCAUGGCUAUUCCUGACAAGUGGAUCCAGAUCAUAAAAGAAGUCAAGGAUGAAGACUGGAACAUGGGCAACAUUGUGCAUACUCUGACCAACAGGCGCUAUGGGGAGAAAUGCAUCGCGUAUGCUGAGAGCCACGACCAGGCUCUGGUAGGAGACAAGACCCUGGCCUUCUGGCUGAUGGAUAAAGACAUGUACACCAACAUGAGUGCCUUAAUUCCCAUGAACCCUGUCAUUGACCGGGGCAUUCAACUGCAUAAGAUGAUCCGGCUCCUGACGCAUAGCCUGGGAGGGGAGGGCUACCUUAACUUCAUGGGUAAUGAAUUUGGCCAUCCAGAGUGGCUGGAUUUCCCACGUGUUGGGAACAAUGAGAGCUACCACUAUGCACGUCGCCAGUUUAACCUAGUGGACACCGAUCACUUGCGUUACCGUCAAUUAUACAUCUUCGACCGGGACAUGAACCGCACCGAGGACAAGUAUGGCUGGCUUGCUGCAUCACCAGCAUAUAUCAGCACAACACAUGAGAGUAACAAGGUGAUCGUGUUUGAGAGAGCCAAUGUCAUUUUUAUCUUCAACUUCCACCCCGCUAACAGCUACAACAACUACAGAGUGGCAGUGGGACCACCAGGAAAAUACAAAAUCAAGCUGGACACUGAUGCGUCUCAGUAUGGAGGCCAUGGCCGACUGGACCACAGCACAGACUUUUUCACUGAGCCUGUUCCUUAUAAUGACCGUCCAAACUCCAUGCAGGUUUACAUUCCCUGCAGAACAGCUGUUGUUCUAGCCAACGAGGAAAUCGAUUACUGCUACUGAAACACAGUGAUUCACUGAGAGAUUGAUACUCAGCAAAUGUGUCUCUCCACUGGUUUCAAUCUAAGAUUUGUGUUUGAUACACCAUAAGAGCCUUGCACAGUUUUUCACCUUUCCCACUCACAGCACUUUCCAAACAAGGCCUGGUUAAUUUGACCUAUAACAUGUAAUUGGGGAAAAAUGGUAGAUUGUAGUACAAAGAAUGGUUGCUUUUACAGUGUCAUACAUGAAUAGCAUGUUUUUCUGAAACUGUUCAUAAAAGCAGUACAAUCUGGACCUAAUCCGUUGUAACUUUUUGCUAUAGCUAUUCAUCCCUGAAAAGUGUGUGCGCGUGUGCGUGCGUGUGUCUGUCUGUGCGUGUGUGUGGUGGAACUUCACCUUAGGGAUGUGUUCAUAAGAUUACAUGAUGUAACAUUCCCUUCAUGACACCUGACAUAAACCUACAUAAAUGUUUAUAAAAGCUUAUUCCAGUAUCAGCUGUCAGCAUUUGGUGAUUUCGUUUUUGACAAUACAUAAAACUUAAUAUAACAUUUUUUGUUAACAGAAGAUUUGAUUGUAACACUUUUUUAAGGCUGAUUUACUUUGAGAACACAAAUCACUGCACGUCAGAUAAUGAUGCUGACCAUAAACACAGUAAGCUGCACAUACACUGUAACAACUCUACUACUAUAUGAGAGGUACUGUAUGUAUAUUUCUUGCCAUUACAUGAGUUUUAUUUUACUGUUUAUAAGAUUUUGAUGAAUAACCGGUGUGUACACCAUAUGAGGUUACAUUAUGGUUAUUAUAUAUAACAAGUACACUGUGCUAUUAAGUCAGUUAUAAUCAUGUUCUAAUGUAAACCAGCCUAAAUUAUCCCCUCUGUAAUGUCAUUGACAUCAAAGUGAACAAAAUCAGAUAAGACACCUGACACAAUAGGAAUAAGCCUAAGUCUAAGUCUAUUCUGCAGUAGACUGGUGUCCAACGUGUAUUUCCAGGACCAGGAUAAAUAAGUUACUGAAGAUGAAUGAAUGAAAUGUUUUAUGUUGACUUGUGAACACACUUAAGGAAAGUAUUACUGCAUACUUGCAAAUACUUGUAAAAGUAAAUUCUUUCUAUUUGUCAUAACUACAAAAUAAAAUCUCUCAACAUGUGAAUUAAAAUAUAUUUCAUGCCUGAGCUGUUCAAUCUGAGGAAGUGUACACUUUUGGGUAAUUUCCAGGCCUGGUUUGUAAUAUUUUGUAAUUCUGAUAUAUUUAUUUUUGUGUGCUUUGCAAUAUUAUUUUUUCAACCACUUGACUAAUGGAUAGUAAGAAGAUGAUGUGAUGAUUAAUUGAUCUUCGUGGUAAGAACUGAUCUAAAAUGUCUUCAGUAGGACCGAAUAUCUGAAAGCAAUAAAAAAACACUUCAGUGUAUUGACUGAAUAAGAAAAAUUCUAUCAUCUUCUUUGAAUACAUUGCAUUCAUUUCUAUUUUCUUAUACUGUUCCUGAUGUUCUAGGGGAGAUCCUGCAUUAAAUAGAGAAGCUAACAAGGAUUCGGGUUCAUUUGAAUAGUUUGAUUAGGCCUAGGAUAAGGUGUUAUUUAAUAUGUAUAUAUUAAUGUGAUAAUGUUAUAAUGUUAGUUAAGGACCCAUUUACCCAAGUCAACUGUAAAUGAAGUGUUGGCACAAAUUUUCCUUCUGUGUAUUGGUCUUGUCUGUUAAAUAAACCUCACAGUAUUGUAUAAUGGUUAAAUGGGCAGCAGAAUGUCCCAUUAUAAUUUUAGUCUAUUAUGAACUUUCCGUUGCCUGCCUUCCCUCUUCAACAACAGUGUUUUUCAUUAAUGUCAAGUAGCUACUUGAAAAUAAUGCUGGCCUGCUUUUGAAUCCUCUAUAGAGAAAGCAGAAUGAAUCUGUGUGUAAAUACAUUAGGGGUUAUUAUCCUGAAUCUGCUCUGCUGAAUAAAUCAAGAGGCUUUUUCCUUUGCCCUCUGUGUUUAAAGAGACACCUCACUAUCAAAAUCCAACCACACUGUCUUGUGAAACUGUUAUAG